ACAAAACACAAACAAAAACAUCAGUUGAGCUUAGAUUUAACCUCAAAAUUAAUUAUGUGGUUGUUAUGUGUGCAUUGUAAUAAUUGAGGUAGUAAUUAUAAAAUAUUUACAUUGAUGUUUAAAAAUAGUUUGUUAUAAUUUAGUAAUAAUUUAAUUUACAAUGAAGCGUCGGGUUAUAAGUACGGCUUGUGAAAUUAAUCAGAAUUCCUCGACUUCACAAGAAGUUGUGCUUGUACAAGAAACUCUUAAUCCUUUGGGUCAAACACUAGUAAAUUCGUAUGCAGUUCAUAAAAAUUCAACAAUGGACUUAAUAGAACUUGCUCGAGAGAUACAGAAGGCAGACACAUUUGUGCAAGCAACAACCUGUAACAAAAUAAAAGUGAUUGCGGAUCAAAUGAGAUUUCUGAAACAACAAGCAGAAUCUAUACUGUUAGAAGCUAAACGCGAUUCUGAUUUGCACCAUGUUGCUUGUAACUUUAAGAAGAUACCUGGAAAUACUUAUCACUUGUAUAAAAGGCCCUGUGGUCAGCGGUUUUUCUCAAUCAUUUCACCUCAAGAAUGGGGUUCUUCAUUACCAAGUGAAUAUAUUGGCUCUUAUCGACUAGAACAGGACAUGUCAUGGACACCUUGUGAUGAAACAAAAUCUUCAGAAGUAAAAAACAACUUAAUUUUACUUAAAAGAAUAUUACAAAUGGAACAAGUGGAACCCAGUGAUGCAAAUAUUGAACAUAUGAUGAUUGAUUUUCAGUGACUCAAUUAGACAACACCCUAUUUUGUAACUGAAAGACCUUAUUAUAGUGUACUUAAACAAGAUUUUACAAGAAACAGUCUUAAUAUUUAAAAAAAUACAUACAGGAUAUGGUCACAAAGUAAGUCUCUAAGAAAACAAAUAUAUAUAUAUAUAUUUGUUGUUGUUUGUUAAAGAAAAACAGUUUAUUCCAAAAUAAUUAGCUAUUUUCUUACAUAAAACCACAAAAUUGAAAGCUCUUACGUUGCACAAGCUUUUGUACUCCUUAAUCAUAAAAAAUACCAAGUCUGACCUCAACCAAGUAGUGACAGGCAGUGGUUGGUUGGUGGCUAGGUCUAGGCUGUCAGUGGGGAUGAAUCUGGUUAAGAGCACAUUCCAUAGGGAUAGGACAUGGAGUAAAUCCAAAUUCUAUAUAAAUUGAUAGUUAGAGAGCACAAACAUUUAAAAAUUAAAUUAAGAAAUAAUUGUAUGAAGUUAAUUUUCAAUUUUACUGUCAAGUAUUUUGAAAACAUGUAUUGCUGUUGCAGUGUUACAAAAAUAUGGUGUACAAUAUGUCUGAUUCACAUUAAAACAUAUAUUAGUGACAGAAUAUAAACAUUUGUAAGAAAUAUAAUAUUCUAUAUUAUGA
Messenger RNA from Homalodisca vitripennis (glassy-winged sharpshooter), 1376 nucleotides. RefSeq lists its product as uncharacterized. The record is from RefSeq and is a predicted model, not a curated record. The transcript has 4 exons. Lineage: Eukaryota; Metazoa; Arthropoda; Insecta; Hemiptera; Cicadellidae. The coding region runs from base 161 to 751 and encodes 196 amino acids.